GGCGCGCCCGGCUCCCGGCUGUCCCCGCCCGGCGUGCGGGCCGGUGUAUGGGCCCUUCACCAUGUCGUUGAAGCCCCAGCAACAGCAACAGCAGCAGCAGCAGCAGCAGCAGCAGCAGCCGCCGCCCGCGGCCGCCAAUGCCCGUAAGCCCGGCGGCAGCGGCGGCCUUCUCACGUCGCCCGCCGCCGCGCCGUCGCCGUCCUCAGUCUCGUCGUCCUCGGCGGUGGCUUCCUCCUCCUCGGCGGCGGCGAGCGCAGGCGGCGGGCGGCCCGGCCUGGGCAGAGGUCGAAACAGCAAAGGACUGACUCAAUCCACAAUUUCUUUUGAUGGAAUCUAUGCAAAUAUGAGGAUGGUUCAUAUACUUACAUCAGUUGUUGGAUCCAAAUGUGAAGUACAAGUGAAAAACGGAGGUAUAUAUGAAGGAGUUUUUAAAACAUACAGUCCUAAGUGUGAUUUGGUACUUGAUGCUGCACAUGAGAAAAGUAUGGAAUCCAGUUCGGGGCCAAAACGUGAAGAAAUAAUGGAAAGUAUUUUGUUCAAGUGUUCAGACUUUGUUGUGGUACAGUUUAAAGAUAUGGACUCCAGUUAUGCAAGAAGAGAUGCUUUUACUGACUCUGCUAUCAGUGCUAAAGUGAAUGGUGAACACAAAGAGAAGGACCUGGAGCCCUGGGAUGCAGGUGAACUCACAACUACUGAGGAACUGGAGGCUUUGGAAAAUGAUGUAUCUAAUGGAUGGGAUCCCAAUGAUAUGUUUCGAUAUAAUGAAGAAAAUUAUGGUGUAGUGUCUACAUAUGAUAGCAGUUUAUCUUCAUAUACGGUACCCUUAGAAAGGGAUAACUCAGAAGAAUUUUUAAAACGAGAAGCAAGGGCAAACCAAUUAGCAGAAGAAAUUGAAUCAAGUGCCCAGUACAAAGCCCGGGUGGCCCUGGAAAAUGAUGAUAGGAGUGAAGAAGAAAAAUACACAGCCGUUCAGAGAAAUUCCAGUGAACGUGAGGGCCACAGCAUAAACACUAGGGAAAAUAAAUAUAUUCCUCCUGGACAAAGAAAUAGAGAAGUCAUAUCCUGGGGAAGUGGGAGACAGAAUUCACCGCGUAUGGGCCAGCCUGGAUCGGGCUCCAUGCCGUCAAGAUCCACCUCUCACACUUCAGAUUUCAACCCGAAUUCUGGUUCAGACCAAAGAGUAGUUAAUGGAGGUGUUCCCUGGCCAUCGCCUUGCCCAUCUCCUUCCUCUCGCCCACCUUCUCGCUACCAGUCAGGUCCCAACUCUCUUCCACCUCGGGCAGCCACCCCUACACGGCCGCCCUCCAGGCCCCCCUCGCGGCCAUCCAGACCCCCGUCUCACCCCUCUGCUCAUGGUUCUCCAGCUCCUGUCUCUACUAUGCCUAAACGCAUGUCUUCAGAAGGGCCUCCAAGGAUGUCCCCAAAGGCCCAGCGACACCCUCGAAAUCACAGAGUUUCUGCUGGGAGGGGUUCCAUUUCCAGUGGCCUAGAAUUUGUAUCCCAUACCCCACCAAGUGAAGCAGCUGCUCCUCCAGCAGCAAGAACUAGUCCUGCGGGGGGCACAUGGUCAUCAGUGGUCAGCGGGGUUCCAAGAUUAUCCCCUAAAACUCAUAGGCCCAGGUCUCCCAGACAGAACAGUAUUGGAAAUACUCCUGGUGGGCCAGUUCUUGCUUCUCCUCAAGCUGGUAUUAUUCCAGCUGAAGCUGUUGCUAUGCCUGUUCCAGCCGCGUCUCCUACACCUGCCAGUCCUGCAUCCAACAGAGCUGUCACCCCGUCUAUUGAGGCUAAGGAUUCCAGGCUUCAAGAUCAGAGGCAAAAUUCUCCUGCAGGGAAUAAAGAAAAUGUGAAGCCCAAUGAGACAUCACCUAGCUUCUCAAAGACUGAAAAUAAAGGUAUAUCACCAAUUGUUUCUGAACAUAGAAAGCAGAUUGAUGACUUAAAGAAGUUUAAGAAUGAUUUUAGGUUACAGCCAAGUUCUACUUCUGAAUCUAUGGAGCAACUGCUAAACAAAAAUAGAGAGGGAGAAAAAUCAAGAGAUUUGAUCAAAGACAAAAUUGAACCAAAUGCUAAGGAUUCUUUCAUUGAAAAUAGCAGCAGCAAUUGCACCAGUAGCAGCAGCAAACCGAACAGUCCCAGCAUUUCCCCUUCAAUCCUCAGUAACACGGAGCACAAGAGGGGACCUGAGGUCACAUCCCAAGGGGUUCAGACUUCCAGUCCAGGAUGUAAACAAGAGAAGGAUGAUAAAGAGGAGAAGAAAGAUGCAGCCGAGCAAGUGAGAAAAUCAACUUUGAAUCCUAAUGCAAAAGAGUUCAACCCUCGUUCCUUUUCUCAGCCAAAGCCUUCUACAACCCCAACUUCACCUCGUCCUCAAGCACAGCCCAGCCCAUCCAUGGUGGGCCACCAACAGCCAGCUCCAGUUUACACGCAGCCUGUUUGUUUUGCACCAAAUAUGAUGUAUCCAGUCCCAGUGAGCCCAGGCGUGCAACCUUUAUACCCUAUACCUAUGACGCCCAUGCCAGUGAAUCAAGCCAAGACAUAUAGAGCAGGUAAAGUACCAAAUAUGCCCCAGCAGCGGCAGGACCAGCAUCAUCAGAGCACUAUGAUGCACCCAGCGUCUGCGGCGGGCCCACCGAUUGUGGCCACCCCACCAGCUUAUUCCACACAAUAUGUUGCCUAUAGUCCUCAGCAGUUUCCAAAUCAGCCUCUCGUUCAGCAUGUGCCACACUAUCAGUCUCAGCAUCCUCAUGUCUAUAGCCCUGUGAUACAGGGUAACGCUAGAAUGAUGGCGCCGCCGGCACACGCCCAGCCUGGUUUAGUGUCUUCUUCAGCAACUCAGUAUGGGGCUCAUGAGCAGACGCAUGCGAUGUAUGCAUGUCCCAAAUUACCAUACAACAAGGAGACAAGCCCUUCUUUCUACUUUGCCAUUUCCACUGGCUCCCUUGCUCAGCAGUAUGCGCACCCUAAUGCUACCCUGCACCCACAUACUCCACAUCCUCAGCCUUCAGCUACCCCCACCGGACAGCAGCAGAGCCAGCACGGUGGCAGUCAUCCUGCACCCAGUCCUGUUCAGCACCAUCAGCACCAGGCCGCCCAGGCGCUCCAUCUGGCCAGUCCACAGCAGCAGUCUGCCAUUUACCACGCGGGGCUCGCACCAACCCCACCUUCCAUGACCCCUGCCUCCAAUACGCAGUCGCCACAGAAUAGUUUCCCAACAGCACAACAGACCGUCUUUACAAUCCAUCCUUCUCACGUUCAGCCGGCAUACACCAAUCCUCCCCACAUGGCCCACGUACCUCAGUACAAGCCCACCACCAACAGCAGUUGUAAGGCUGCCCUGGAGGAACCGAAAGGCCAAAUUCCCUCCUCCCUUCUACUGCUUCUACCAACUGGAAGCACAGAAAACUAGAAUUUCAUUUAUUUUGUUUUUAAAAAAUAUAUGUUGAUUUCUUGUAACAUCCAAUAGGAAUGCUAACAGUUCACUUGCAGUGGAAGAUAUUUGGACCGAGUAGAGGCAUUUAGGAACUUGUGGGCUGUUCCAUAAUUCCAUAUGCUGUUCCAGAGUCCCGCAAGUACCCCAGCUCUGCUUGCUGAAACUGGAAGUUAUUUAUUUUUUAAUGACCCUCGAAAGUCAUGAACACAUCAGCUAGCAAAAGAAGUAACAAGAGUGAUUCUUGCUGCUAUUACUGCUAAAAAAAAAAAAAAAAAAAAAUCAAGACUUGGAACGCCCUUUUACUAAACUUGACAAAGGUUCAGUAAAUUCUUACCGUCAAAAUGACGGGUUAUUAUUUAUAAAUAAAGUUUGAUGGAGUGAUCACUGUCUACAGUGGUUCAACUUUUAAGUUAAGGGAAAAACUUUUACUUUGUAGAUAAUAUAAAAUAAAAACUUAAAAAAAAUUAAAAAAUAAAAAAAGUUUUAAAAACUGA
Neogale vison (American mink) is the source of this 3924-nucleotide messenger RNA. It is a transcript of the gene ATXN2, whose product is annotated as ataxin 2. Gene Ontology annotation, biological process: cytoplasmic stress granule assembly. Bases 62 to 3406 code for a protein of 1114 amino acids. Gene Ontology annotation, molecular function: RNA binding. NCBI's taxonomy places the organism in Eukaryota, Metazoa, Chordata, Mammalia, Carnivora, Mustelidae. The transcript is spliced from 24 exons. Gene Ontology annotation, cellular component: cytoplasmic stress granule. The record is from RefSeq and is a predicted model, not a curated record.